UGUUGGCGGGCGCGGCCAUCUUAGUUGUGUCUCUAAUAGUGGUCGUCUUGUGCAUUGCGUGUGAAAUCCCAAUUCAUCCGUCAUGUCGGAAAGAGAGGAUAAUGUUUACAAAGCAAAACUGGCGGAGCAAGCCGAACGAUAUGAUGAAAUGGUUGAGGCAAUGAAGAAAGUAGCAUCACUGGAUGUGGAGCUGACGGUUGAGGAGCGUAAUCUUCUGUCCGUGGCCUAUAAGAAUGUCAUUGGAGCUCGUCGGGCCAGCUGGAGGAUAAUCAGCUCCAUUGAACAAAAAGAGGAAAACAAAGGUGCUGAGGAGAAAUUGGAGAUGAUCCGAACAUACAGAUCACAGGUGGAGAAGGAAUUGCGAGACAUUUGCUCUGACAUCUUGGGUGUGCUGGUUAAACAUCUCAUUCCCUGCGCCUCAACUGGUGAAUCGAGAGUAUUCUACUACAAAAUGAAGGGUGACUACCACCGAUACCUAGCAGAGUUUGCCACGGGCAAUGACAGGAAAGAAGCUGCAGAGAAUUCACUGCUCGCAUACAAAGCAGCAAGUGACAUUGCCAUGACGGAACUCCCACCCACACACCCAAUUAGGCUGGGUCUUGCUUUAAACUUCUCAGUGUUCUACUAUGAGAUCUUAAACUCGCCUGACCGGGCAUGCCGACUGGCUAAAGCUGCAUUUGAUGAUGCAAUUGCAGAGCUAGAUACCUUGAGUGAGGAGAGCUACAAAGACUCUACACUCAUCAUGCAGCUCCUUCGAGACAACCUCACACUCUGGACCUCUGACAUGCAGGGAGAUGGUGAAACAGAGCAGAAGGAACAGUUGCAGGAUGUGGAAGACCAAGAUGUGUCGUAACUCUCUGCCGUAAAACAAUCGUAACAACGUAACGUCGUAACAACACCCACGUAACGUCGUAAACAACAAACAAGCAACAACGUAAAACUUGAAAAGAAAACAUCUUCACCUUGUUUUUUUUCGGUGGCCAAAACCGUUCGCAUGAAAUCUACCACAAACUGACGGACGGAAUGAUGGCUUAGUGAACAUGGACACAAAUCACAACAUAUUAAAAUGAAUAAAAUAUUACAAAUGUUCCGUGGGGGAGGUUUCUGUAAUAUGACUGCUUGCUCGGUCGUUUGGGGCAUGAGGGGGGGGUUCCAAAAUAACACUGCUAAUAAUUAAUUUCACCACCACUUUUAUUAAAGUGAUAAAUACACCGAUUACAUUUCCAAGUUCUUUUCCGUGUCCACAUGACAGCAUUUCAGUUUUUGUAAAGAGAAGUUGGGAGUUGGCUAAUUAAUUCGCACUAUGUUGCAGCAGUAUUAACAAAUCAUAUAGCUUCUUUUUGAGCAUGCGCAGGGUUAAGGGAAAUGAAAUAUUUUCCACCUAUAGUAAAAACAUUCUUUCUGGGGUUGACACCUUCUCAGAUAAGUAGGUCAUUGUAUGUUUUGUCACCACUGCAGUUUUUUUUUAUGUAAUUCCUAGCAAUCAUUCCAGUCAAUGAGCAAGUUGUUAAAACUGUUUAUUUUUCUGUCGGAAAUGUAUUAUUGUGAGUAUUAUAUGCAAAUGGCCUCCCUUCACCAUUUUAAAUGUCCCCUAUUGUUAGAGAAGUUCUGUGGGUUGAGUGUAAUAAUUUAUUGGUACUUAACGGAACCAACACAUCCUCUAGUUUAUAAAGGUAUUUGCCUGAGGGUUUCUGUAGUAGUUUGAUAGAGGAAUGUCCCCCCCCCUUCCCUCACCCCCAAUCUUCAGCUCAGCCCUGGAGUUGAUACCUCAGCUUAAUUUUUGUGUUGCCUGACUUGUGUUAAGUCAUGCUAAUCAGAUUUCUUACUUGACAGCAAUACAAAAAUACAAAACAAAGCACAUAACAAUCUGUUAGUGCAGGAUAUUUUUAGGCUGAAAAAAGGUUAAGCUAAAAUGAUAUUUCUCUUGUGCUGUAGAAGUUUUCUGUGUGUGAUACUUCUGUUUUUGUCAUGAGGGAUGUCUAGUGGCAGCCUUGUCUUUCCUCGUGUUAUUUAGAUCUCAUUGAUGUCCAUGGAUUUUUAACCAUUUUCUACUGUAAGCAGAAUUGAUUUUAAGGAAUUUGAUAUUUUGUUACAAUUUCCACAUAAUUUGCAAGAGAAAAUAUGUUAAGUGCUGUAGAAUAAAAUGUAGCUGAGACUACAGGCACUGCUUCGGCGACAUUUUUGUUGGUUUUAAAUCCAUGGACUAUUCCCAAGACACCAUUAGCAGGGGAAGGCCCAUUGACUUUUGAGUGGAAUCAUCAGAAGGUUUGAGUUACCUGGUUUGAAGUCUGGUCCCCUGACAUUACUACUCACCAGCUGCUCAUCUCUUGGGGCAGUUCCCUAGAAUGAGUUGUGAACCCAUGAUGAUCAUAUUAUGAAGAAAUCUUCAUACUGCAUUGAUUUUGGAUGCCUGACCACUACUUUGUGUGGUACAUUUCUUUUUUCAGUGAAAUUUCGCUUACAAUUUGAAAUAAUUGUGUCUCACAAUAUUGAGAUGUAAUUUUAAUUCUGUUGGUAUACAUAGGAGAUGCAAGUGUACAUUAUUUUGGAAAUUUGUUGGACAUAUUUUCAGUGUUUUUUCUUCUUUUAGGUGUCAAAAAUGAGCGUGGUUAUUUUGUAAAUCUGAAGAGACAUAGCAAAAGGUUGCAUUUAUGUAAUGGUUAUUACAGUUAAAGAAACUUGAUAAACCCCCAA
Molecule: messenger RNA, 2694 nt
Organism: Cryptotermes secundus
Lineage: Eukaryota; Metazoa; Arthropoda; Insecta; Blattodea; Kalotermitidae
Gene: 14-3-3epsilon
Product: 14-3-3 protein epsilon
Exons: 6
Coding region: 83-853 (256 amino acids)
Biological process (GO): signal transduction
Cellular component (GO): cytoplasm
Source: RefSeq, a predicted model, not a curated record